Molecule: messenger RNA, 1541 nt
Organism: Diabrotica virgifera virgifera (western corn rootworm)
Lineage: Eukaryota; Metazoa; Arthropoda; Insecta; Coleoptera; Chrysomelidae
Product: putative transferase CAF17 homolog, mitochondrial
Exons: 2
Coding region: 153-1190 (345 amino acids)
Cellular component (GO): mitochondrial matrix
Molecular function (GO): protein binding
Source: RefSeq, a predicted model, not a curated record
UUUUGUGAGGUUAGAAAACUUUAUUUUGUUUAGAUUUUUAAAUGAUUCCUGCAUUUAAAGUAUCUAUGAAAUUCGCUAAUGAAUUUGUAAUAUGCGUAAAUAUAAUAAUUGUCGAUGGGUAAGAAACAUCUUAAUUUAAAUACUGCCCAGUCAUGUUAAAAUUAUCAAAAAUUUUCAAUAUCACUAACAUCAGAUUUUGUUCCAAUGCUGCUACAAGAACCAUUUUGGAACCCUUAAAAAAUAGAUCGCUUAUACAUGUAAGUGGAAAUGAUUCCACAGAGUUUUUACAAGGUCUAGUUACAAAUGAUAUUAAUCAUUUAAGUCAAAAUUUUCAUUCAAUGUAUGCAAUGUUUUUAAAUACAAAAGGUAGAGUUUUGUAUGACAGCAUUAUAUACAAAUUCGAGACUGAUAACUCAUACUUUAUAGAAUGUGAUUUAGAAAUUGAAAAGCAAUUAGAGAAACAUCUAAAAAUGUAUCGAGUACGAAAAAAGGUUGAUGUUACAAAUGCAUGCGAUAAGUAUCAAAUAUACGUAUUAUUUAAAAACAACUGCCUGAAAACUGAAGAUGUUCAGUUAGAGAAGAACAUAGUAGAUAGCACUGCUGCACAAGAAUCUGCACCUUUGCAAACAACUAAAAAAAUGUUUAUCUUUAAAGAUCCUAGAGUGGCCGAUCUAGGCUAUAGAAUAAUUGCUAAAAAUGAUGUAGAUAUCGAGAAAGAAAUUUCGUCUUCAGUUAUUACAGAAUCUCCCACGCCUGAGGAAAAUUAUAAGUAUCUUAGAUAUUCCCUAGGAAUAGGGGAAGGUGUCAACGAUUUACCUGUAGGUAACUGUUUUCCUUUAGAGUCCAACUGUGAUUAUUUACAUGGCGUUAGUUUUCAUAAAGGCUGUUAUAUUGGUCAAGAACUCACAGCUAGAACGCAUCAUACAGGUGUAGUUAGGAAACGUUUAAUGCCACUCUUGUUUAUAGAACCUCCAAAUUCUUUACCUAGUGAUAAUGUUCUAAAAUCUGAUCAGGUAAAUCUUGGUAAACUAAGAGGCACGGAACAAAAUUUAGGUUUAGCACUGGUAAGAAUAGAAUCUGCAUUAAAUUUGGGUCAGUUUAAAGUUGGAAAUGGAUUGGCAAAAGUAUGGAAACCCCAUUGGUGGCCUGUGGAGUUACCAAAAGAAAAGCAAAAAAUUCAAAAGACUUAAUGGUUUUAAUCUCUUAAUAAAGGAAUCCAUAAGGUGUUAAAUGGAGAACAAAAUUAAAGAGGAGCACUUACUACAGUCCUGCCUGACUGAAGAGCCUUCAACAUCUAAGGCUAACCAACAAGAAGCAUGUACCAAAAAAGAUGGAGAAAUACAGUAUUUUCAAUGCUCAACUUGCAAUCUUCGAGUUCCAUUUGAUUAUUUUGGAAGAAAUCCUUCGUAUGUCAAACAUUACUUUUUAUUAGAAGAUAGUUACUUAAUAGAAGACCCGUUCACACCUCCCAAGAAUGGUAAAAUUAUUGUCUUAGGGGCUAACUGCAAAAAGUGUAAAAAAUCUGUUUGUAAGGAUACUAA